Racocetra fulgida is the source of this 963-nucleotide messenger RNA. The record is from the annotation of a GenBank genome assembly. NCBI's taxonomy places the organism in Eukaryota, Fungi, Glomeromycota, Glomeromycetes, Diversisporales, Gigasporaceae.
AUGUCUUCGUCUAAUGAUAUCAACGAUGAAGAACCUACUUCAACUCUUAGUUCUGAAAAAGCUAAUAUAUCAACCUUUAAAAUGCAUAUUGCACAUAAUUGCCUUAAUGCUCUAUUAGAAGCACAACUUCUUUAUUUCAAACAAUUAAACAAAGAUACUGAAGAACAAACAUCAAAUAAGAAGCGAAAAACGGAUUUAAAAGAUAAUGAGGAAAUUCCUAAAGUUGUUGAAAAUCAAGAACUAUCCAUAAAAAGACAAGAACAAUUGGAGGAGGGCAUGUGUCUUGCAUUUGUUUGCGCGGGUAUCCCAUUUAAUGUUGCAGGAAACGAAAUUGUUCAUGCAUGGUUUCAGAAUCUUGAACCAGGUUUUAAAGUACCUAGUCCGAAAACACUUGCUAGAAGAAUUUUUAAUAAACAAAUUAUUCAGGUAGAAGCGAAAAUGGAAAGUGAAUUACAAAGUCAAUAUAGAACAAUCGCAAUAUAUGCAAGUACUUUGUGGAAAGCUUUUGGUAAAAGUGAAAGCACUUGCCAACAACUUUUAGGACAACUAGCUUCCUACAAAGAAAAUGAGCCACCUUUUGAUGUUCCAUUUGAACCUGAUUGCCAAACACCGCAGACAUGGUGGAAAUCGAUCGAAGAUAUUCAUCGGUAUUAUAUAACGCAUGCCAAAGAAGAGAUUUCUUAUAUUGAUCGUGAACUUACUUUAGAGGAUGUGUUGACCGUAGCAAAUGGAGUUGAGGAAUUGGAUGAUAACGAUUCAGAUGAAGGCUCUGCUGAUGAUGAAACAGAAUUCGAAUCAUUAGAUGAGGUUUUAAAUUUGGAAAAGGAUUUUGACUUAAAUCAUGAAGUUUUUUGGGAAGAAGGUCAAAGUUAUAACAUAGAACCGAAUUCCGAAAAUGUAGUUGAAGAACAACCAAAUUAUGAUUAUAAUGUAGAUAGUUUAGUUGAUGAAAUUCUAACUUAA